GGUUCUUUUGGCUGCUAUCUUCGACAUGUCUUCUCAUAAGACUUUUAGAAUCAAGCGAUUCCUGGCCAAGAAGCAAAAACAGAAUCAUCCUAUUCCUCAAUGGAUUCGAAUGAAAACUGGCAAUAAAAUCAGGUACAACUCCAAGAGGAGACAUUGGAGAAGAACCAAGCUGGGUCUGUAAGGAAUGGCACAUGAUGGCACACAUUUUGAUUCUGUACCAAGUUCACUAGCACCUUCAAGUGGAAG
This is a messenger RNA of Choloepus didactylus (southern two-toed sloth), 246 nucleotides long. RefSeq names its product 60S ribosomal protein L39-like. The transcript has 3 exons. Gene Ontology annotation, cellular component: ribosome; cytosolic large ribosomal subunit. Gene Ontology annotation, molecular function: structural constituent of ribosome. The record is from RefSeq and is a predicted model, not a curated record. Lineage: Eukaryota; Metazoa; Chordata; Mammalia; Pilosa; Megalonychidae. Gene Ontology annotation, biological process: translation. Bases 26 to 181 code for a protein of 51 amino acids.